Molecule: messenger RNA, 2533 nt
Organism: Siniperca chuatsi (mandarin fish)
Lineage: Eukaryota; Metazoa; Chordata; Actinopteri; Centrarchiformes; Sinipercidae
Product: protein adenylyltransferase SelO-like
Exons: 19
Coding region: 475-2217 (580 amino acids)
Source: RefSeq, a predicted model, not a curated record
UGAUGACGUUUAAUACCGAGGAAGUAACGUUAACCAUAGAUGGUAGAGAGUUGAAAGAAACAUGAGUAAAUUCCUUCAAAAUUAAAUAUUGAUCAGGAAUGCAGUGGCAGAUGUACACUACGGUUGUUUUAUGUUUAAACUGAAGCUAUAAAAAUUUGUGUUCUUAGACGUCUCCAGAAAUAUACUAGCAUACUUAAGACGAUGCUAGUAGCUGGGUAGCUAAGCGCUAGCUAACUGUAGCUACUGGUGUUUUCAGCUAACUAUUGUAUGGGAUAUUUUGACGAAUAAACCUAAAUUACGUUAACCUACCUUUUUAUUUCCACAGUGCGGUUUACAGUUUAAUUUUAGGGUACAUUUAUAUAAGCACUGUUACUAUACUUAAGUGCAAAUUUUAUUUAUUUAUCUUUUUUUAUUUAUAGCUACAUCAGUGCUCACAGCGCAGGUAUAUUUAAGGCAACUGCUCAGUCUGUGGGAAUGUGUAGUAUUCACACAGUUUUAGUCUUUGCUCUAGUAGCAACAACCAUCUUCACACCUGUAUAUGGCCUGGAGGUUUGCCAAAGUACUGACCGUGACUGCCACAGUCAUGAUGAAAAGGCAUUAGACACUGUCAAAUCCAGGUGGAACAUGAGUGUUUCAAACCUCAUACAGAACCUGGACCAAUUCAGUGUCUCCUGCAAGAAGCUCAUAGAGGCAUUCCCAAUAGAUGAGGUUGAUGGCGACUUUGUUCGCACUGUAAAGAACUGCAUAUUCUCCAAAUCCAUUCCAACCCCACUGAAAGGCCCAUUAAGACUGGCAGCAGUUUCCAAGGUGGAUGUCAUUGAAGGGAUCUUAGAUGUAGACAUGGCUGUGACACAGUCUGAGGAGUUCCUGCAUUAUGCCAGUGGUGGCGGACUGCUACCAGGAUCUGUGCCACUUGCACACAGAUAUGGAGGUCAUCAGUUUGGCUACUGGGCCGGUCAGCUGGGCGAUGGUCGAGCACAUUCCCUUGGUCAGUAUACCAACAGGAAAGGAGAAGUAUGGGAACUGCAGCUUAAAGGCUCUGGGAAAACACCUUAUUCAAGGUCAGGAGAUGGUCGAGCUGUGAUCCGUUCUUCUGUAAGGGAGUUCCUGUGCAGUGAAGCCAUGCAUUUCCUAGGUGUUCCAACCAGCAGGGCUGCCAGUCUGAUUGUAAGUGACGAGCCGGUGUUGAGGGAUCAGUUCUACAAUGGCAACCUGAAGACAGAGAGAGGAGCUGUUGUUCUCCGGUUAGCCAAGUCAUGGUUUCGGAUUGGAUCUUUAGAAAUUUUGGCUCAAAGUGGAGAGAUAGAUCUCCUGAGAAAGCUGUUGAACUUUGUGAUUGAUGAACAUUUUUCUUCAAUCAAGUCAGAUGACCCAGAUAAAUAUUUGAUGUAUUAUUCCACAGUUGUAAAUGAAACGGCACAUCUGAUUGCCCAGUGGAUGUCGGUUGGGUUUGCACAUGGUGUGUGCAACACGGACAACUUCAGUCUCCUGUCUAUCACCAUCGACUUUGGACCAUUUGGUUUCAUGGAGUCGUAUAACCCCAAUUUUGUCCCCAACACAUCUGAUGAUGAGGGCAGAUACAGAAUAGGAGCUCAGGCCAACGUCGCACUGUUCAACCUGGAGAAGCUGUUGAUGGCUCUCAGUCCUGUGCUUUCUAAAAAACAGCAGCAAGAGGCUAAAAUUAUUUUAAAAGGAUACGUUGAUACUUACCAGAUGAGGAUUCAUCAGCUAUUUAAAUCUAAACUGGGGCUUCUAGGUGAAGAGGAGGAUGAUGGCUACCUCAUUGCCUUCCUGCUUAAGAUGAUGGAGGACACACAAUCAGACUUCACCAUGACCUUCAGGCAGCUCGGUGAUGUUUCAGCCCAGCAGCUUCAUAAUAGGAACUUCACACAGAUGUGGGCUCUUGAAGACUUGUCGUCCCACAAGCUCUUUUCUGAUUGGCUCAGCAUGUACUUGCUCCGGCUCAGCAGACAACAAAAUGAUAACAAUUUGGAUCGCCAACACAGGAUGAACAAUGUAAAUCCUAGAUAUGUGUUGAGGAACUGGAUGGCAGAGUCUGCUAUAAGGAAAGCUGAGAUGAAUGACUUUUCUGAGGUGGAGCUGCUGCACCAUAUCCUAUCCUUUCCCUUUGUUACACAAGAGACUGCAGAGGAGGCUGGCUAUGCAGCAAGACCUCCACUGUGGGCUAAGAGGUUAAAGGUCAGCUGUUCCUCUUGAGUGACCCCUGGAUAAGAAAAAUACUAAAAAUGAAGAAGUACAACCUAACUGAGUUUUUAUGGUAUAUUUUGGUAAAUUUGGUGGAAUAUAUUUGGUCCAAAAUGUCAAGGUCAUGGUUGUUUAAUGUGUAUGUGUAAUUAUGUGUGGAUACUGUGAUCAACAAAAAUUAGGUACAGUUCUCAGUGCCACAGAAGAAUUAAACUCUAAUUGUAUUUUGCUCAUAAAAUUGUAUUUUGACUACUUGACAGCUAUUAAUACUUCCAAACAUUAUGUAAUUUCCUAUUGACACCAAAAUAAAUACAAAGAUGCUACUGUG